Messenger RNA from Diachasmimorpha longicaudata, 4258 nucleotides. RefSeq lists its product as uncharacterized. The transcript is spliced from 3 exons. The coding region runs from base 1478 to 2662 and encodes 394 amino acids. NCBI's taxonomy places the organism in Eukaryota, Metazoa, Arthropoda, Insecta, Hymenoptera, Braconidae. The record is from RefSeq and is a predicted model, not a curated record.
ACCUCCCAAAUCGUUGGGGAACGAUGUGGUAACGAACCAAAUCAGUGCUCCUCAGCCAAUGGGAAUGCACCUGGACUGUGAACCAACGAGUGUUGUCGUUACCCAAGUGCAAGUGAGACACCACCUAAAAAGAGAGAGAGCUAAACCCACGGGACGUAGACACGAGAGAAAAUUUCUUGGGGUUCCGCUUUCCGUUUAUUAUUAUUACGUUUUUUUCACCUUUAUUUUUCAUCAACAACCACAAAAUCCUCCAAUUAAAAAUCAUCCCGUUGUGCCCCAACGACAACUCAUGAACAAUAACCAGUGUAUGAUCGAUAAUUCGUGUUAACGAUAAAUAACAGUAACAAACGUUUAUUUGGAAUUGAUAAAUCCGAGCUCAGGGAGGAUAAAAUGAAAGUUAAAAUAAGAGGAAUGAGAAACGAGAAAUGGUGGACGGUUGUAUGAAAACGAAUUGGACGAGUGAAAUUGGAUAGAAAAAGAUCAGCCGGCGAGACGCGCGGAAACCUCUUCCUCCUUCAGGGACGGUAUUAUUCCCCUAGUAUCAGCCAAAUGCAACAAUAUCUGUCUUCCUUUGCCAGUGAUAUCUCACUCCAACACCAUAAAAAAUUGUAACCGUUUGGCUAGAGCUGGCUGAACAUCAGCAGAAUCAUCCUAUCAACAUCCAACAUAUUCAGCAUGCUGCACCAAUCGAUGUUACGUGAAUUUUAAUCAUUCAUCUUCAGAGCUCGUGUCAAUUAGAGACGUGAGUUUGCAAGCAGGCGAAAUUCCUGGGAUUUUAUCGAACUGGGGAGGAACAUUGGCUACGAUAGGAUCAGUUUUGGUGUCAGUUAAUUUUCCAAAUCCGGUGAAAAUCGUGUAAAGUAGAUCGAGUGAGUUGAGUGAUGUGCAAAGUGUAACCGAGACGUAAAUAAGAUUUUCGGUGACUCCGUGGGGGUGAAUCGAAGCUGCGGGGAAGGGCCACCGAGAGUUGGUGCGUGGGUGGUGUAACACUGAAGUUAUUAGUUUUUAACUGGAGAAGAGAGGAACUGGAUUAUUUAUCUCGUUGUUUUUAUUUGGGAGCAUUUUUCGUCUGGCCCUGGCUGUGGGGGUCCAUGCCAAGUGCCAAGAAUGGGCAUUUGUUGGUGCUCGUGACACCAACACUUAUUCCAACCUCGUGGACAACAUCCUGGGGAUUUUUUAAUCGUCGAUGAUGAGAGUGUCAAUUGACAACAGCUUGGAUUCAUCCGAUUGAGGCUGAUAACUCGGCCAUUCUCAAAGCAAUUAUUUGACUGUUUGUUCUGUGAUGUGACAAUAGUACCUCCAGGUUCGUUCGAUCAACUCUGACGGAUUGAGAACGUCUAGAGAGCGGAAAGAGUGGGCAAGGUAACGAGUGUUGAAUUAAAAAUACUGAAUAUUUACUGGGAGACAUUUGGUUAUUGUGUUGAGCUGAAGAUGAGAGGUUAAACGUUGGAGGGAUGGGUCGUGGUAGGGUAACAGUAUGCGGGAGAAGUCUUCAGAAUGUCCCACUCACGUAGAUUACGUGAGGGGCACGACAGAGAUGUGCUCGCGUGAUCCUCCCGCCCUACAUCCAGCCCUUGCCAAGGCCAAUGGUAAAAAUUCAUCGCCUCAGGCGAGCCCACAGGGAGAAGGGAGAAUUGAGGGAAAUUGUUUGCCAACACCUGGGGGAAGAUUGAAGUUCUUUAAGGAUGGCAAAUUUAUACUGGAGUUGUCACACAGGAGGGAUGGUGAGAGGACAACUUGGUUUCCUGUACCUAAGAAGACUUUUUGGCCUCCUGCUAGCACAACACCGAACAGACAGGAGAGCUCCACUUCACUCAGUGUAUCCGAUGACAAUUCUUCGAUCCAAUCGAGUCCCUGGCAGCGAGAUCACUGUUGGAAACAGACUCAUCCCCGACGUUGCGUGACAACGGAAUUCAAUUUUUCUUAUCACCGUGAUCCUCGCAAUCGUCUCUCCGCACCGUCCCGCCAACUAGCGAGAAUUCGUCGACGUCCCCUGGAGCCAUGGCCCCUGCCCCUCGUCAUCGAGACUCACACGAGGCGGAAGCAAUCAGCAAAAAGCAAUAACGUCACUCCAGGAAAAGCACUGACUCUCAUUAUUGACAAGUUAUCCCGAUUGGAUCCAAACGUUGUGUCUCCAAGGAAGAGAAUUCUCAGGGAAUUGGAGAGGGUCACCCUCGAGGAUCAAGCAUCCAAGAGGCGUGCCACACCCCAGCCCAUAACCCCCACAACAACGACAACUUCUGUUCAAUCACAGAAACAGUUGUGUUCGUACAGUAUCACCAGUAUUUUGGGUGAGGACAAACCAAGUCCAGAACCUGGCUUCCUCAGAAAUCUCCUCAAGCUCGAGGACACUAAUGCUGUUAAAUACUCGUCGAGUCAUUCCUAUCCUAGGGGCAGAAUCGAUCCAUUCGUUGCAUCUGCCAAUACAUCGAUUCAUCAUCCUAUUUAUGGUGUACCAAUGCUACCACCUGGACCAUACAGACCAGGACUGUGGAUGCACUAUCCACCUCCUGUUCAUUAUCCACCACCUCUCCCCAUUUAUCCACCCCCACCACCUCCACAUCCAUCGUCUUCACCGGUUCAUCAUUAUAAGGAUUAUAGGGAACAAACUCUAACGCCUCCAUCAGAUAUGCCGUUAAAUUUGUCGAAGCAUGCCGGUUGAAUCUCAAAACUCCCGAAAAACCUUCAAGCAAAAAGAAAAAACAAAUUUGGUGCCUUAGUGAAGAAUAAAUUAUCAAUAUCAGCCCCACUGCCCGUGCAACGACAAUGACUAUCACUAGUAUUUUUCUACACCAUUAAAUCAUCCACAAGAGGGAGAAAAAAAAUUGGAACUGAAAACUCGAGAGCCAACCGGAAUGAAGAAAAAUUGAAAAAUCAAACUAUCGAUGAAGGGAAAAAAGUGGAAAAACCGAUUGCUAGACGAAUGAGUCGACCCUCCUGUACAUAAUUGAAAUGCAAAGUCUGUCGAUGUUGAUGGAAAAAGGCCCUCAGCUUCAUUGCAAUUCAUUAAGAACAAAUUUAAUCAUCUCGAGUCAUUAAUAAACUUCGUGCAUAUAGUAUUAAAAAUCAACUACGUUUGAGGUAAUGUGCAAUGAGCCCAUGAUAACGUCAGUGAAUCACUCAAUUUUCUGGUAAUUAGCAUGAGAACAAAUUGAUUGAAUAUUUCUUUAAUUAUCAGAUAACGUCCAUUAGGUGAUAGGGUCUCGAAUUAACAGCGAAGUUCAAUCACUUUGCCGAAUCAACCAAAAUAAUAUUCAUCUUCCCACGUUGAAAUUCAGUGAAUAAAAUCGCAACUAGAGAUUAAUUUUUAUUACACUCUGAAUUUAUCAAGAUUCUAACAAUUUCUCAGAUUGUGUUUUUUUUGUACUGUAAAAAUCAUUUUUUUAAAUAAGUCAUUAACGUUCCUCGUUGAUUCUUGUGCAUCCCACUCACACUGAUGUUUAACGAAUUCUGAUUAAUGUUUAAUUGAUCUAGUUCAUCAAUAAUUUAUGAUUAGGGAAAAUCCUGAGAAACUGUGAGUUAUGGGUAUUUUCAAUGAAUUUACAGGUCUUUUAGUGAUCUUUGCGAAAUGUAAUUGAGAUAACAAAAGUGACCCGUAUGAAAGACAUAGGUUUAUGUACAGAAACAGAUAUUACAUAAUAUACAUAAUUAGAUAUAUUAUAUUCUUAUUAUUAUUGGAGAAUUUGUAGCGAUUUUUGGUUAAUUUAGGAGUAAGAAUUUUUUUUUUUCAUUUUCUUGGUUAGUAUGGAGGAAACAUAUUUAUGCAAUAUCAAGAACUAUGAAGACCUUUAAAAAAAUAUAUAUAUACAUUAUGAAAUUGAAUGAUACAGAGCGUGAGGUGUGCCUUAAGAUAUCUCGGUGUGAAGCAAAAACUUUUUUUAACAAAUUCAUUGUAGGAAAAAUAAUGAACCGAUCGAUGUGCAUUAGACUCCUAUGUACAUAUACAUUUUUUAAUUCUUUAAUGACAUUUCUUUUAUCAUCAUUCAAGCGUGUCGGACUGAAUACACGCAACACUGACUUGAAUUUAUAUUUAUUUAAAUGAGAGGAAAAAACGUGAUUAUUUUCGGGGAGUUUUUUUUACAACUCGAAGGAAAAAUGUUAGAAAAUAGAAAAUGAAUAAGGCAAAUUCACUCAGGCUCUAAUAGAUAAAAUAAUUUACACAUUCAAUGAAUCUUUGUGAGAAAAAGUGUGAAGGAAAAAUGAGAAAAUUGUAUAGAAAGACUAAUUUCGUAAAUAUACAUAUUUCGUAUAUACUAGA